AUGGCAGAGCAAUCACUCAUCAGCUUGCUGUCCGACAAACCGGAUCUUACAAGAUAUGAAACACUCUACAAACACUUUCACUCUCAUCCCGAACUUUCACUCCAAGAACGCGAGACGGCCUCAACCAUAGCUUCGCACCUCGAAUCUGUCAAAGCAGGAUAUGAACUUUUCAAAGCAAUCGGAGGGCAUGGAAUUGUUGGCGUCCUCAAGAAUGGCUCAGGCCCCACUGUCCUUUUACGCGCUGAUAUGGAUGGCCUUCCAGUCCUCGAAUUAACCGGUCUACCCUACGCAUCAAAGGUCACCAUGAAGGACAUAGCCGAUGGAAUUGAGAAACCCGUCAUGCACGCCUGUGGGCAUGACAUGCACAUAACAUGCCUACUUGCAGCGGCCGAGCACUUGGCCCAUAUCAAACAUGCUUGGAGCGGCACCUUGAUCGUCUUGUUUCAGCCGAAUGAGGAAAGAGCAGCAGGCGCCCAGGCUAUGGUAGACGAUGGUCUGUACGACAAAAUUCCUAUCCCUGAUUACGUUCUUGGACAACAUGUUCUGCCUUUGCGCGCAGGGCGUGUAGGCAACCGAAAAGGGGUGAUAAUGGGCGCCGCCGAUAGCUUCAAGAUUACGGUCUGCCGUGAGGUAGACCCAUCGGAAAUGGCUGUGGUGACGGUGGGCAGUGUGCAGGCUGGUUCAACGGAGAACGUAAUUGCAGAUCAUGCCAUACUGAAAGUCAACAUCAGGACCGUUUCUCCACGAACGAGGGGGAAAGUGCUGGCUGCCAUGCGACGAAUUGUCAAGGCAGAAUGUGAAGCAAGCAACUCGCCGAAAGAGCCGCUUAUUGAGCCCACAACACGAUUUCCACCCACUGUCAAUAACGAGAACAUCGCUUGCCGCCUUGCUUCCUCUUUCACGGAAUUCUUUAAAGAAGACUUCGACUCAGAGCAGCCUCCCACCAAUGGCAGUGAAGAUGUUUCCAUCCUGGCGUCAAGUAUAGGAAAGCCUUACAAUUUCUGGUUCUUUGGAGGCGUUGAUCAUGAACUAUGGGAUCGCGCCGAGAAAGAAGACAGACUCUUCGAGGACGUACCGGCUAACCACUCGGCGUUUUUUGGGCCUACUGUGCAGCCUACGUUGAGGGUAGGCUAUGAGGCUCUGUGUGUGGCCGCGUUGACAUUCUUGCGGAAGCCUCUGUAG
Molecule: messenger RNA, 1182 nt
Organism: Letharia lupina
Lineage: Eukaryota; Fungi; Ascomycota; Lecanoromycetes; Lecanorales; Parmeliaceae
Exons: 2
Coding region: 1-1182 (393 amino acids)
Molecular function (GO): hydrolase activity
Source: RefSeq, a predicted model, not a curated record